Molecule: messenger RNA, 4848 nt
Organism: Adineta ricciae
Lineage: Eukaryota; Metazoa; Rotifera; Eurotatoria; Adinetida; Adinetidae
Source: the annotation of a GenBank genome assembly
AUGAAUCAAUUGUUAAAAUUCGUUUGUCUAAUUUUUUUCUGUUCAAUAUGUGAAGGAUCUUAUCGUUUAUAUCAUACACAUAUUCCGAUAACAAACAAUGAUCAUCAUUGUUUAUAUCGUUUUGAAAAAGAUUCAAAUGAAUUAGCUCGAUUUCUUGUACCUUAUUGUAUUCGUUCAAAUAAAAUCUAUUCAAAACAAGAAUGUUUGGGAAGAAAAUAUUCAUUUUAUCAACUUUAUCUUAUGAACGUAACGAAACAAAAUUUAUUCGAUUGGUUUGCGCCAAUUGAUGUAAUUGAUGAUUAUUCAUCUUAUCUUCGAAUGGAAAAAACAAUUGAAAGUAAUGAAAAAAUAUUUUGUAAUUGUUCAGAUGAUUUUACUUUUGGUGAAUAUUGUCAAUAUAAAUUUACAAAUGGUAAUGAAAGAAGUACAUUUGAUGAAAUUGUUAUUUCAACAUUCGAAGCAAAUAAACAGGAUAUAAAUAGUUUAUAUUUAUUGAGUGCACAAAGUUCUCUGACAUGUUAUGAUGUUUUUAAUUGUACAACUUAUACUGGUAUUUGUCUUGAUUGGCGUGAAAUUUCAGAUGGUUAUGUUCAUUGUACAAAUGGUGCAGAUGAAAAGUAUUUUAUAGACAUGGAAUUAAAUGAAUGUGAUCCGAAAAAGGAAUAUCGAUGUCGAAAUGGUCUUUGUAUUCCACGAAAUUUUAUUUAUGACCGUACAUUUGAUUGUCCCGAUUGGUAUGAUGAAGCACACGCUUAUCAACGCUACCAGUCAAUACAUUUUAGUGAUAUAUGUUCUUCGUCAUCAGCAAUUACUGAAUGUGAAGAAUAUAAUGUUGGUCUUGGCUAUUUUCCUUGCGGCAAUGGACAACGUAUUAGCACAUACUACGAACAAAACCCUAGUUGUUCAAAUUAUCGCGAUGCUUUCAUGCUUAAAAAUCUUUUUCAAACUUAUUUUAAUAUAAGUCGUGGUGAUCAAUGUUAUAUGGUUAUGUUGUGUAAUUUUCAUAUUCUUUGCUUAUUUGAACCUUGUUCAAAUGGACUUGAAAAAUAUUGUGAAGAGUUAUUAUCUGGUUAUGAUAUAAAUACAUGUCCCGAACAAUUCUUUUAUCCACCAGGCCCUUUUGUGUUUCCAUUUGUUCGAUUAAUUUACAAAGCACGUCAUCUAUGGGAUAAUAUUGAACCUGAUUUUAUAUGUUGGAAUAGUUCGAUCUGUAAUAUCUAUGAUCAAACAUCGAACUUUAUCUUUCAUGGUUUCAAUUGUUUCAGCACUUCGGAAUAUUUUCCACGUUUUAUGUUUGAUAAUGAUCUCAAAAAUGUGUUUACAACGGCUACUAGACUGUUUCUUGUAAUACAAAGUCUUUUUUCUCAAUGUACUCAUAAACAAAAUGAAUCGAAACUUUAUCGUUGUUCAAAUCAGUUGAGUAUAUCUAUUCAUCGUAUUCUUGAUGGUCAUUUUAGUGAUUGUAUACCAUGGUCCAUACUUACAGAAGAUGAAUAUCGAAGUCGUGAUAAUUAUCAAUUAGCAUGUAACUUACCCGAUCGAUUUCAAUGUGGUUUUUAUCAUUGUGUUUCACGAUAUGCUCUUCAAGAUGGUUAUGGAAAUUGUGAUUCAAAAUUAGAUGAAAUAUAUUUUGUAACAUGUUCAGAUACAUUUAGUUGUCAAUAUAUCAGAGAAAUCGAUUUGUCCGAAGAACCAUGGAUUCGUUAUCAAACAUUUUGUAAUGGAUAUGACAUGAUCAAAGAGGCAUUCGGCGAUAGAAAUAAUACAGAUGAAACCGAUUGUGAAAUGUGGCCUUGUGAUGCAGUUUAUACUCAUUGUGAUGGUUAUUGGAAUCGAAUAAAUGGUUGUGAUGAAUUGAAUUGUACUUAUAUUCAAGCAGUAUCAUGUGCACAUGAUGAACAUCCCUAUGCUUAUUUGAAUUUAACGACGAUGAGAUGUUUAACAUUGUCAAAAAAUGGUGAUGGAAAUUUCGAUUGUCUUUUUGGUACGGAUGAACGUGUAACACUUUUAGAAAAAGAACGAUACUUAAUAGCAGACAAUUUGACUGGUGAACUGUAUCCAGAAAGAUCGUUUAAAGUUCCAUGUUGGAAUGAUUUCAACAAAACUAUCUUAACAAGUCAAAUUUGUGAUCGUACAAAAGAUUGUAUACUGGGAGAUGAUGAACUUUUUUGUGAAUGGCAUCUCAAUUCAUCAUGUGAUCAAGAUGAUGAAUUUACUUGUAAGAAUGGUACAUGUAUUUCGAAAACAGAUCAAUGGUGUAAUGGAAUUAUCGAUUGUUUUCCAGAUGGCGAAGAUGAGCGAUUAUGUGAUAUAAUGAAACCACGACGCAUUUAUCAUACAGAUAGUGUCACGCCUUAUAAAUAUUUUCUAUUUGAUCGAUUUGUUCUAAUUGAAUAUCGAUCGAAAGUCAUUGAAUAUCCUGUAAAUUGUCAUCGAGGUAUUCCAAUUUACAAUGAAUUAGAAAUGAUGUACGAAUGUUUAUGUCCACCAAGUUAUUAUGGUUUACAGUGUGAACGACAAAGUGAACGUCUUACAAUAUUUUAUCGUAUUGAUAUUCCACCGACAUUUGAUCGACUAUCAAUAUAUCGACUUGUUUUAUAUUUGCUCGAUGAAAAUCAUCAAGUUUUAUCUUAUGAAACCAUGACCUACACAUUUUCUGAUAAUCAAUUUUCAUUAAAACAAGUUCUAUAUCUUAAUUAUCCUCGAAGUAUCAAUGGUUAUUCUGAAUUUAAACAAAAAUUUGUUCGUAUUAAUGCUUAUCGAGUAACAAAUACUGCCGUCGAUUCAACGUCUUUAUCUUGGUUCUAUUCAGUUCCAUUUUCAUCUUAUCUCCCCGUUACUCGUGUUGUUGUAUUACUUUAUUUUGAAGAAUCACUCGAUAAUCAAAUGUCAGUUUGUCGAAAAUUUGGUACAUGUCAUCAUGGUGUUUGUCAUAUAUUUAUUAAUUCAAAUGAACCUUUUUGUGAUUGUGAAGCAGGUUGGUCUGGUGUAAGAUGUGAUCAAAAACAAUCGAUAGAUUUAUGUGAAACAUAUCAUUGCAAUUCUCAAGUAUCGAAAUGCAUUUCUUAUAAUAAUCAUACAUUUUGUCUUUGUUUUCCUGGUUAUUAUGGUCCAAAAUGUGAAAUAUCGUUUGAUAGUUGUUCAUCAAUUCAAUGUGAAAAUAAUGGUACAUGUGUUUCACUUGACGAACGUACAAUCUCACAGAUUUGUGUAUGUCCAAAGAAUUAUUUUGGUACUUUGUGUCAAUAUCCAUCUGCCCAAUUAAUAUUGAAUAUUCCAUCCUAUAUGUCUUAUAUUCCAUUAUUAAUUAUUCAUUUUGUGCAUUCACCUCAAAGUGUUCAUGGUGUUUUUAUUCAUCAAGAUUUUUAUUUUUAUCGACAUGUUUAUCCUCGUAAUCAAUUGAAUGUUUAUGAUCAAAGUAAUAGUUUUCUAACACCUUUUAUUUUUGCACAAAUAUUUCUUAAUUCUUCAUCAUUUUAUGGUACGUAUUAUCUUAUUUCUUUAUCAAAUCAAAAUCGAACUAAUUUAACAAGUGAAAUCAAAGAAAUUUAUCGUUGUCCACAUAUUAAUGAAUUUCUUAAUUCGACAUUAAGUAAAGAACAAUGGUUAAAACGAGUGAAAUAUUAUCAUUUAUUUACGAAAAAUACCAAAUGUUUUCAUGAUGAAAUUUAUAUGUGUUUAGUUGAUAAAUACGGUUUACCCGAUUGUUUAAUAUUUAAUCAUAAUGUUGCAAAUUGUAGUGAUCGAAAUAUUUGUACAAAUAAUGGUCGAUGUUUGCGACGACAACGAUUAGGACAAUCUCAUUCAUUUGUUUGUAUAUGUCCACAAUGUACAGCUGGAGAUUUUUGUCAAAUACAAAUGAAUGAAUAUUCUUUUACACUUGAUUCAAUUCUUGGUCAAAUUAUUCUUACAGAUGUUCCAUUAAAGAAUCAACCAAUAAUGAUCAAAAUUUUAAUUUUAAUUCUUUCAUUUAUGUUAAUUAUUGGUUUUAUAUCUAAUCUAUGUUCAUUUAUUGUUUUUUCUCAUAAAGAUGUUCUUAAAAUUGGUUGUGGAUAUUAUCUUUUAAUUUUAUCAAUUCUUAAUCAAAUAUCUAUUAGUAUGUUCAUUUCUUAUACAAUUUAUUUAUUAAUUAAUCAAAUGACAAUCAUUGAAAAUAAACAAUUUAUAAAAGUGAGUUGUUUAUUAUUUGAUUUUUUCAUUCGAAUUUUCCUUUCAUAUUGUGAUUGGAUUUAUACAUGUAUUUCAUUUGAAAGAAUGAUUAGUACAGUUAAAGGUGUCAAAUUUAAUAAAAUUUUAAGUAUUCGAAUGGUUAAAUAUGUCAUUUCAAUAGUAUUUAUUGGAAUUAUUUUAAUAUCAAUUCAUAAUGUAUUUAGUCAUGUUUUAAUUAUUGAUCCUCGAUCAGACGAUCGAUUGUGGUGUGUUAUUCAAUAUAAACAAUCAUGGUUACGUACAUAUGAUAUUUUAACAGGUAUUUUUAAUAAUUCUGUACCAUUUUUUCUCAAUCUUAUUUGUUCAAUUAUUCUCAUUGUAUCACUUUCAAAAACUCGUCAACGCGUCGCAGUAAAACAAAGUUAUCGAAAAACAAUUAUUUUACAAUUUAGACAACAUAAAGAUCUUCUUAUUGCUCCAUUUAUGACUAUAAGUACAAAAUUACCGCUUUUAAUUGCAUCAUUAGCCAUUAAAUGUAUAAAUAAACAAUCGCACUUAUAUUUAAUUUUAUUUGCUUAUUACCUUUCGUUAGCACCACUGAUUAGUACAUUUAUCAUGUUUGUUUUACCUUCGGAUUCUUAUAUGAAAAUAUUUAAAGAAUCUCUUCGCCAUUUUCGACACUGGAUAAUGAAUAAUUAG